GUCCAUAUCUGAUUGGAUCAAGGACAGGGUACCUACUGGGUCUUUGUAGUACAUAAAGUCCACGCUAGCAGUGGAGAGAACACAUUUCACCAGCUCCAAGGCUCUCUCUGCAAUAACCAAGGAGAGUAAAAUAAAAAAAAUAAAAAAAGGAACUUCUCAGGAUGAAAUGGAUCAAACAGAAGAAAACUGAGCAGAUCUGAUGUAAGGACAAAGUAAAGAUUAGGAGGAUUUAGACGUGGACUGAACAAUCUUUUACAGUGUUUUUGCACCAGACAGAAACUCACACCCACAAACAUACAGCCAACUGCGCACAGUCCUCAGGGUUAAAGACCUCAACCAUUUUUUUUUUUGGAAGGUGAGACUUCUACCUGCACAAUGCCUCAUCAGGUUCCCUCUCUGCUGCUGCUGCUGCUGCUGCUGUUUCUCUCUGUACUUGAAGUGUCUCAAGGCUGCCUGCAGGAUCCUUCAUCAGCAUACAGAUUCACAGGAACAGUAUGUCGCCUCACCUAUCCUGCCGCUGUUGUGUGUGAGUAGACUUUGACCCUCUUAUGGUGUUUAGUUUGAAUGUUUAUCACAAACAAAACUACUUUAAUUGCAUUUUUUUAAGUCUAAAUAGACUUCAUGAUGGAUAAUGAUAAUGAUCAUAAUCAUAGUUAUGAUAAUGAUACUGGCAGUGUAAGGAAGUAAACAAGUUUAUCUGCUAUAGCACCUUUCAUGGAACCAAGUAAAGUGGUUCACAAAGUAGCAAAAGUUAAUGGCAAAGACAAUAAAUAAACACAAAACUCAACAAAAUAACAGAUAAAAAACAUAAUACAAAGAGGCAACAGUUACAGCAGAUGGUAAAAGCCAGUUUAAACGGAUGUGUCUAAAGCGUCUAAGUUUGAAGGCUCGAUCUCCUUUUGUUUUUUCAGUUUGGCACAAGGAACAGCAAAUAGACCCUGGCCAGAAGAUCUGAGGGAUUUACCCAGGAUUUAGGGUGGAGAAGUUCAGAAAUAAAGAGUGGAGUUUGAUUGUGGAUGGCUUUAAAGGUUAACACCAGGAUCUUGAAAUCAAUUCUGAACUUGACUGGCAACCAAUGUCAAGAAAAUAAAAUAGAUUUGACAGUGAUGAUCAGGAUGAUGACAACAACAAUGCCAAUUACGGUGCCAGAAAAGACAGUAUGAGGCGCUAUUAUCAUUUAUUUUAUAUUAUUUCAUUUUAGUUUAGUGUAUUUCAAGUAGCUUAUUUGUCCUAUAGUUUCUACCUGCCUCAACUGAGUUUUUUCUUUCUUUCUUUCUUUCUUUCUUUCUUUCUUUCUUUCUUUCUGUCUUUCUCUCUCUCUUUCCCUCACUUCCUUCCAUCCUUCCUUCCUUUCUCCCUCUCUUCCUUCCUCUUCACUUUUCUUACUUCCUUCUUUUCUUCCUUCCUUUGUUUCUUUCUUUUUUCUCACUCUCUUUUUCUCUCUCUCUCUUUCUAUCUCUCCCUCCUUUUUUCUUCCUUCCCCCAUCCUUCAUUUUUCUCGUCUUUCCUUUAUUGCUUCCUUCCUUAUUCUUUUGCUUCCUUCCUUCCUUUUCCCCUUUCUUACAUCUUUUCUCUUUCUUUCUCUCUCUCCCUCUUUCUGCCUUCCUUCAUUCCUUCCUUUCUUUCUUUCUUCUUUCCUCUUCACUUUUCUUACUUCCUUUUUUCUUUCUCUCUCACUCUCUCUCUCUUUCUCUCUCUCUUCCUUUCCUCCCUUCCUUUCUCUCUCCCUCCCUUCUUUCUUUCUUUCUUUCUUUCUUUCUUUCUUUCUUUCUUUCUUUCUUUCUUUCUUUCUUAACAAUUAACAUAUGACAAAUUUUUAAAAAUAAGACCACAAUUAACUUGACUAAGCAGACACUGGCUCACCCUCUGGACACCACACACAAGUACUUCACUUACACCUUAACUCAACCUGAUUCCUGUGUCUAUCCCCCAAAACCACCACCUUACUAUGUUAUUAAUAAUGCAUCAGAUUUCAUAUAGCGCUUUAUCAGAGACCCUCAAAGUGCUUUACAUUGGAUAUGUCAUUCAUUCACUCACACAGUCACACUUUGGUGGUGGUAAACUACCUUAGUAGUCACAGCUGUCCUUAGGCAGACUGACAGAAACAUGGCUGCCAUUUUGCGCCUACUGUUUUUUAUAUGUUGGUUUGAAUUGUUGCAUUUGUCUGUUGUAAUGUUUCCAAAAUGAGAUUAGGAAAAAGAAAUAAAACACACGUCUACAUACCUCAUGUUAACUUCUAGUCCAGGUUAGUAAUAAAGAAAGUAAAUUAUAGUGUAUGACAGUGUUGAAGUUAAUUCCAAACUUCCCCGAGUCCGUUGAUGGAGACUGGAACGGAGGAUUCAAUGAGGCAAAAAGGUGUCUUAAACAAACCUUUUAUUUCGGCACAGCAAAUAACACAAGAUAUCUUGGAGAGCACAACAUCAACCCAAUAGUAUCUCUGAGGUGGUCUGAUUACUAUUUUUCAGUAGUUAAUAGUUAUAUCCUAGGAGGCGUCUCAUCAUCUUUAUGGGCGGAGAGUUUACAUAACCAGCAGUCCCCAGUGUUUCUCUAUGGACAAACAAGCACGUAUUGUUCUAUUUUUUUUACCUGACCGAAACCGUGGUUUCAGGGAAGUUGACAUUGGAUGCAUCCAGUGCUUGUCUCCUUUUUAUCAUAUUUGCAUCAUGUAUUCCAAGCUUUCACUGAGUUCCCACUGGGCAGACUGCUGGGCAUGCAAACCCUCGCGUUACACCUCCACAUCUUCUCAGGACAGAGUGAUCUUCCUCCCUCACCCUGUUGUUCACAUUUCUGAGCUACACCUGCACGUCUGUUUAUGAAAGGCACAUCAUUAUCUAGAGCAUAUGUCAGGGUCAUAGAGCACUUUUAUAAGGAACACUUUUAAUGAAUGACUGUGAUGAUUAUAAAGCACACUUUUUAAUAAAUGACUGUUAUGAUUAUAAUACACACUUCAAAUAAAUGACUGUUAAGGCAGAACAGUUUAAAACCAUACUUACCAACCCUUCGCACUUCUAGGCAUAAGCUAAAAUAUAAAUGACUGUUAUGAUUAUAAUAUACACUUCAAAUAAAUGACUGUUAAGGCAGAACAGUUUAAAACCAUACUUACCAACCCUUGGCACUUCUAGGCAUAAGCUAAAAUCUUUCUUUACUGAGAGUCUCUCUUCUAUACGUUGUGACACAGUGAUCAAUUGCCCCCGUGUUAGCUUUAAACUUUCUUAUCUGACUCAUCAGUACAUGUCCGCAAUGAGCACACAAAAUAAUGUAAACACAAUAAGAAAACAGUUAAUUACCUGAAACAAUGACUAAAUGAUUGGUAUGAUAUAAGAGUUCCCACAGACAGUCAUGGAUGCUUCUCAAGCUGUGUUUUUUAUAUCUAUUCACCUGCUUCUGUGUCUGUGUUCUGUCUGUGUGUCUGUGGUAGUGAAUGAAAAAACGACUAAAGUGAUCGAGGCAGCAUUUCAACAUGCAAGAUAUCCAAGUGUGAAGGGGGAGAAAUCUCUGCGCUUCAUAGGCAACAUCAAAUAUGGCCUUGACAAGUAAGCUAAUACACAUUCACACACUCAGAUACAGAUGGAUAUACACAAUGUUAUAAAAGGAGGUUAUGUUUCCCUUUCCACCAGUUUGGAGAUUCACAACCUGUCGAUUGGUCGGAGUGAAUUUGAACUACAUCCAGGUGAAGGCAUCAGCAUGGACAUAAGCAACGUUUCUGCUGUCUUUAAAGGAACCAUCCAGUACAGCUAUGGCAGCUGGCUGUGAGUCUGUGUGUGUGUUUAAUAGACUCCUGAUAAACUGAUAGACUGAGUGUUCGAUAGAUUAUUCAUUUAGUCUCUAGAAAAAUAGAACAUGACCAACACAUACAUACAUCUGAAGACAGCUUCUGAACUGUUUGGGUGGAAACUAUUUAGUGUCAUGUCAGUCUAAGUCUUAUGCCUGUGAUUGGUCCUCUACCAAAACCGGGUAGGGUUUAUUUGAGGUACUGAGGAAACUCCUCAAAAAGCCAAUGAGCGAUGUAAUUCAAACCAAGGAAACAUCCUCUCCUCUUUGUUGUUGCCGUCCUCUGGUGUCGCUGGGCACGUCUCUCAGACCUCUUUUGCUGGUUGCUGUCGUUUAUUUGUGAGAUUGCUCUGGCACAGGUGUCUCGCCAAGCUUUGCGAUCGAGUGCCAGAGUUUCAAGCUGCAUGGGGUUGAUGGCAGUGCGUUUCAGAAGCUCCUUGGUGUAGUCCUUGUAACGCCUCUUUUGACCACCAGCAGCAUGCUUAGCGUUGUGUAGUUGUCCAUAGAGGACUUGUUGGGGCAGGCGGUGUUCAGGCAGGCGGAUGGUGUGUCCGAUCCAGCGUAGCUGUCUUUUGGCCACAGCUGCUUCCAUACAGUUGGAAUUCGUUUUCUCCAGGAUCUCGGUGUAAGGGACUCUAUCUGCCCAGGACAGGCCAAGGAUCUCCUGGAGGCAGCGGAUAUGGAAGGCCUCCAAGUAGGGCUGCAACUAACGAUUAUUUUGAUAAUCGAUUAAUCUGCCGACUAUUUUAAUAACUAAUCGAUUAAUCGGAUAAACAGGCUAAAUUCAUCAAUGCAGCUGUUAAUAGCAAUAGCAUAGGGCUUUAGUUUAUCAUAUGAGUUUAUCUGCCAUGAGGUGUUGAGGUCUCUGCAUGUGAAGGUUACUGACUUACUGUAAUCAUCAGGUCUAUCUCGUCCUUAUAAAAACCUGCUCUAUUUCGGCGAGUGUCUGUCUUCUUCUGUAGUCAAACCGCAAGAUAUCAAAAUCUACCCGGAUACAGCAAUGCUGCUUUUUGAUUGGCUGUUCAGUAGAUAUACUUUAUUUGAUUGGCUUGCGCGUGGCACGCAGCUUCUGAACUCUCGGAGGAACUCAGUUGAUUCCUACCUGUUCCAUAGUUAAAGAGGUGCAACUUGGUGGACAUCACCGUGUUCAUUUAAAUGCGUGAGAAAUACAAUGUGUGGUGUGUGAGCGUGUGAACGAGUGGGAAUGCGUGUGUCAUACGCUGAAUGCGUGAGACUUGAGAGCCCUGUGCUCACGCAUCAUCGAUGUACUCCCGUGCCAUGCAAAACGGGCUUUGCAAAUGUUGCACUGAACGCCUUCCUUUUCAGUCUUGGUAAAGUUUUCCCACACCAUGGGUUGUGUCCAUGUUUUUCUCAGCCGCUGCCUUGGCCAUGGCUGUUUCUUUUCUGUGCGUUCUGCUGAUGUUUACACGCCGGUGUCCAUGGACAUAUAUAAAGACCCGACGAAUCGAUUACAGAAUUAGUUGGCAACGAAUUUUUUCGUCACGACGAAUCGACUUAAUCGAUUCGUUGUUGCAGCCUUACCUCCAAGUUUGAGAUGUGCCUCCUGUACGAAGUCCAUGUUUCUGCCCCGUAGAGCAAAGUAGAGACACAUACUGCGUUGUAGACAGCAACCUUGGUGCUUACCUUCAGAUUGCGGUUUUCGAAAACCCUGCUGCGGAGCCGUCCAAAGGCGGAUGAAGCUUUAUUGAUGCGGGUGUGUAUGUAUAUGUCAAGGGAGCAAUGGGAAGAGAGUGUGGAGCCGAGGUAAGUGAAGUAAUCAACUGUUUUGAGAGGGACACUGUUUAUAGGGCAGGAUAGCUUCCUAAAAGCAAGUAAGCUUGUACACCUACACACAGGCUAAGGUAUCAGAACAGCUAAAAGACACAGCAAACAAAGGAAAACACAUUAUCGUGGAGAAAGAAAAAACAAUGUUUGAUUUGGAGACAUGAGACACUUUUGUUCCCCUGAGAACAAACAGGAUGCACUUUAACUGAUGAUGAAGGCCAACAGACGGGCAGAGGGUAGACUGUGCAAGACUGCAAGAUCAUCUUGUCCCUGCCAUGACAAGAUGCAGCACCACCCAAAAUAAAUGAUUACCACGCAGAAAGGAAGUUCAAAAGCACAUUCAGCAAGUUUGUUUACCUCUAUUUGUGCUUACCUUGAAAUUUAUUGUUAGUAUGUUCAAGCCUCGAACAGUAACCCAUUUAGAAAAUAUGUCAAACAGUUUUUUCACAAGUUCCUUUGGGUGCUUUAAGUCCAAAGGGGCUGUAGCAACUCAUAAUGUAAUAAUGGUUCAUAACGUAAUAAAAAAAAUGAGCGCAUAACGUAAUAACAGAUUUUUCAAUAAUGUAAUAAUGCAAUAAUUUGUUACAUUAAGAACUUCAACAUAGGAGGCUCAUAAUGUAAUAAAACUUCAUAAUGUUAUAAUGGACCAUAUUUGGGAUAAGUAUCAUGGUAGUAUAUCAGUAUCAUGGUCAGUAUCAUGUCAGUAUCAUGUUAGUAUCAUUGUGGUAUAUGAGUAUCAUGGUCAGUAUCAUGGUGGUAUAUGAGUAUCAUGGUCAGUAUCAUGGUCAGUAUCAUGGUGGUAUAUGAGUAUCAUGGUCAGUAUCAUGUCAGUAUCAUGUCAGUGUCAUGGUCAGUGUCAUGAUCAGUAUCAUGUCAGUGUCAUGGUCAGUGUCAUGAUCAGUAUCAUGUCAGUGUCAUGGUCAUUAUCAUGUCAGUGUCAUGGUCAGUAGCAUGUCAGUAUCAUGCCGGUAUCAUGGUAUCAUUUUUCAAUAAUGUAAUAAUGUAAUAAUUUGUUACAUUAAGAACUUCAACAUAGGAGGCUCAUAAUGUAAUAAAACUUCAUAAUGUUAUAAUGGACCAUAUUUGGGAUAAGUAUUAUGGUAGUAUAUCAGUAUCAUGGUCAGUAUCAUGUCAGUAUCAUGUUAGUAUCAUUGUGGUAUAUGAGUAUCAUGGUCAGUAUCAUGGUCAGUAUCAUGGUGGUAUAUGAGUAUCAUGGUCAGUAUCAUGUCAGUAUCAUGUCAGUGUCAUGGUCAGUGUCAUGUCAGUAUCAUGUCAGUGUCAUGGUCAGUGUCAUGGUCAGUAUCAUGGUCAGUGUCAUGGUCAUUAUCAUGUCAGUGUCAUGGUCAGUAGCAUGUCAGUAUCAUGUCAGUAUCAUGGUCAGUAUCAUGUCAGUGUCAUGGUCAGUAUCAUGGUCAGUAUCAUGGUCUGUGGAGGUUCUUCCUGUAACAAAUUAUGACAUUAUUGAAAACCGUUUUUACUAUUACGUUAUGAGCUGAUUAUUACAUUAUGAACCAUUAUUACAUUAUGAGUUGCUACAGCUCAUUGCUGUUUAGUCACUGUCUGUCAGACUGUGGAGAAGGAAAGGUAGCAGCAGACACAACAGACUGUUAUUUGCUUUAUCUAGUCUCAACGUUGACCAUUCACUUGACUUUGAAAUUGAGUCGCAGAUUGAUCUAGGAAUCAAGCCAAAACUUUGUGAGUACCUUGAUAUAUAUUGGGAUUGAAGCUCGGUAGCUGGUUCAAUGUGUGUGAACUUCCCUGCUCUCUGUCACCUGAGUUCACACGGAUGUCCUCAGAUCUGUUUUCUGUUAUCUCUGUCUGUCAGACUGUGGAGAAGGAAAGGUAGCAGCAGACACAACAGACUGUUAUUUGAACUUUCACAAGCUCCGUCUGCACCUGCAGGGGGACAAAGAGUAAGUUUCAAAUCUCGACCUUGUUAGGGUGUCAACAGCAGGACAAAAAAUAGACCCGCACUGGUAACUAUUCCUGACUCUGUUUUGUGUCUUGUUGCUCAGACCAAACUUCCUGAAGAGGCUUUUUACAGACUUCAUCACUUUUACAGUCAAAUUGGUCGUAAAGGGACAGGUAAGCAUGAGAAUGAAGGGUAGAAAUUUCACUGAUCGUCUUCAAAUGUGCAUUUGUGUGUCCUGUAGAUUAGUUACGUUGAUACUGAAGUAUUGGUAAGUCUUUUUCAAAAUACAGAUUUGUAAGGAGAUCAACAAGGUGGCAAAUAUACUGGCUGACUUCAUCCAAGACACAGCAGGUGUGUGCUCAAGUGUUCUUGUGUCAUAAUGAGUGAUACAGUGAGUGAAUGAGUGAGUGAAUGAAUGAUUUGUUUGUAAAAGUGUAGAUGUUUCAUCAUUAGUAAUUGUGUGUAUACCGUAUGUGUGUGUGUGUGUUACAGAGCAGUUUCUCAGUGAUGGAGAUAUCAGUGUGGAUAUCGGUGUGACUGCUGCACCUGUCAUCACUGCAAACUAUAUCGAAUCAUACCACAAGGUGACUCACACCUGUAUUCAUCUUUACACACACGUAUCUCUGUCAAAAUUUGUUAAAUGUGUGAUAAAAAAAAAUGUCUGAAAUACUCAACAGUGUAAAGCCGUGUUCAGACCAAACGCGACGCGACCUGUCGCGUUGGUCGGUCACGUCGCGUCGUGUGGUGCUCUGGUGUGUUCACAACGGGUCCAAAGCUGCGGUCAAAGGACGCGGCUGGUCGCCGCUGACCCGCUUCUCCCACCUUCCUUCUCCCUACUUUUCUCCCUCAUAUAUACAUCCCGCAGCCCCUUCCAGCGCUUGCGGCACACAUACACACACACGUUGAAACAUGUAGCCUAGCAAGCAGGGGAAGUUUGCCAUGUUUUCAGAAAAUAGUCUGCUCACUGAAAUAAAUAAACAAAUGACGAGAAAGCCCGAAAUCAUGGGCCACCUUCGCCCAUGCCUCCACCUUGGAGGUGCGGUCCCGGUAAAAAUGCGGUCCCACGUCGUACAGGACCGGGUGAUAACUCACGGCAGUGAUAAACUGCUCCUCCAUUGUGAUUCUUCUUCUCUUCCUCCUUGCUUCGCCGGUUUGUUGACGUCAGCAGAGCCCUGAUUGGCUGUCGCGGCACGGAGUUGCGGAUAGUCGCUCCCAAAGUUCAAAUAUUUGAACUUUGGGAGCGACGCGACUUGGCGUCCUGCGACCUCGGCGACGCGACCUCGGCGACGCGACCUCGGCGACGCGACUUGGUGACCGGUCGCCAAGUCGCGUCAGGUCGCGUCGCAGGCAGCUGGCGGUCGCCAAGUCGCGUCAGGUCGUGGCUGUCCAUAGAUUUUGCAUUGGGAGCCGUCGCCGAAGUCGCGUUUGGUGUGAACACCCCAUAAGGGGACUGGAAUAUGCGUAACUUGGUGUAUUUAUUACAUUUUAAUUUUUAUUCACAGCAACCCCAAACAAGUCCCUUAGGUAUUUCAGCUGUGAUCAGGGUUGGGGUGAACACAUGAAUAAGGAUAUCUUUGUCAAACAAGGUCAUAGAGCUCAUAUCAAUGCAGCUCUGUUAAUCCUACUUCCUUUUGUGUUACUAAUUCAUUUUCUGUUCAUUUUUCCCCCAACAAAUCUUCUAGGGACUGACCAACUACAACAACAUUUCUGCUGUCAUCAAUGACUCAGUUUUCCACCCCAGUCAGCUGACUGAAAACAAGAUGCUUUACUUUUGGCUGUCAGGUGAGCAGUGUUUCCAGUGAACUUUCUGAAGUCAUGAUAGAGAGGGGCUCAUCACUCUGAGAAAAACUACACUGUUAGAUAGAGCAAUAAUUACCUCCGCCAAGGAGGUUAUGUUUUCGGUAGCAUUGGUUUGUUUGUUUGUCUGUUAGCAACUUUACAGAGAAACUAACUGAUGGAUUGACCUGAAAUUUUCACCAGAGGUGCGUCUCAGCCCCAGGAGAAUCCCAUUAAAUUUUGGUGGUGAUCCGGACAGAAUUCCGGAUACUGUGAUCCAGAACACACAAAAAUAAGGGUGUUGUUGGAAUUUUCAAUGCUGAAAGAUAACCAAUGGGCGGCACAGCGGUGUAGAUGGGCGGCACAGUGGUGUAGUGGUUAGCACUGUCGCCUCACAUCCAGAAGGUCCUGGCUUCGAAUCCUGAUCAGGGCAUUUCUUGUUUAAGGGUGGACAUGACCUGCGUGGGGGAGGUCUGCGCUCUUAGAGUGCUUUUCUAGUUUAAUAUGAAUCCCUCCCUGUGACAAUAAAAAGGGCUCUAGCUUGACAUUAUCUACAGUUUUCACAGUCUUUUGUCAUUAAAAGAGUUUGUGAAUCAUCACAUAUUAAGCAUUCUUGAAAAGCUUGCUGGGUACAUUACAGCUUGCAUUCAUGUUUAAUCCUAGACCAAGUUAUCAACCCACUACUCAGUGCUGCCCAUCAAGACGGUCGUUUCCGACUCAACAUCUCUGAAGCAGAGCUCACUGUAAGUGAAUCAUCUUCAAAUACUUGAUUUAUGUGAUCAAACUUUAAUUUGAGCUGUUAAGUCCUUUUUUACUGACUCGUGUGAUUUCAGGAACUUUUCAACACAGAACUCUCUGGUGCUACACCUGAACUUAUUACAAAGGUAACAGCGAAACAUUAUAAUCCCUGUUUAGGCCUAAUGACUUGUUCAAUUAGACACAUCAUUUUACGUUUUUGUUUGUUUAGAGUCUGGAAUCGGGUUCAUGUGAGCUUGGAGUGUGGAGUUCAUCUGUUCCCUACCUGAAAACCUCCACCCGGGGAACAACCACAUGGGUGGAGGCCUCAGGGCAGCUCUACUGUGGGAAUCAAGGCACACCAGUGCUCUUCUUUCAGAUGGUAUUUUACAUUUAUUUUCACAUAAUCAUAGUCACAGCUUCUGUGAGAUAUUGUAAAAAGUGUUAUGAGAAUUCAUGUUUCCUGUACAUACAGUUGUGCUCAAAAGUUUACAUACCCCGGCACAAUUUUUGCUUUCUUGGCCUUUUUUUAGAGAAUAUGAAUGAUAACUCAAAAGCUCUUUUUCCACUCAUGGUCAGUGGUUGGGUGAAACCAUUUAUUGAUAAACAACUGUGUUUUCUAUUUUUAAAUCAUUAUGACAACAAAAGACACCCUAAUGACCCUGAUCAAAAGUUUACAUACCCCAGUUCUUAAUUGUGGUAGUUGUGGAUGAGGCUCUUCAUUUUCUCAGAUGGUAAAGCUACCCAUUUUCUUGGCAAAAAGCCUCCAGUUCCUGUAAAUUCCUGGGCUGUCCUGCAGGAACUGCGCACUUCAGAUCUCCCCAGAGUGGCUCAAUGAUAUUGAGAUCAGGAGACUGAAAUGGCCACUCCAGAACCUUCACUCUAUUCUGCUGUAGCCAAUGACAGGUCGACUUUGCAUUGUGUUUUGGAUCAUUGUCAUGUUGGAACGUCAAAGUACGUCCCAUGCGCAGCUUCCGGGCUGAUGAGUGCAAAUUUUCCUCCAGUAUUUGCAGUAAAGCACAGUCGUUUUACAAUUAAUGGUUUCACCCAACCACUGAGCAUGAGUGGAAAAAAAGAUUUUGUGUUACCAGUCAUAUUCUCUGAAAAAUGGUCAAAUAACCAUAGGUUCUGCCAAGGGUAUGUAAACUUAUGAGCACAACUGUAUGUCCUUCACGUGAGACCAUACUGUACAGUACGGUCAUUUGUAAAAUCAACCUCUUAUAAGUGAACUUCUCAGGGCAUGUCUUUGUAAGACCUAAGCAUACAUGUUUUUUUCUGUGCAGCUCCAUUCUUAAAAGUUAUUCAGGGGUUCAUAUUUUCUAUGAUUGACACCUGAUACUGCCUAUGGGUGUACAAAGAUUGCAUAGCUCAUCCAAGGAUACCCUGUUUGAGCCAAGUGUCUUGACAGCGACUCUACCGCCUAAUGUCUACAAUGCCACUGCGCAAGUGGUGGUUCCAGAAAGUAGAGAAAAUCCUGCAAAUACCACAAGCAAUUUGGCUUAAAAUUUGUAUAAUGACGGGAUGCGGAGCCAAGUUGUCUAUAGUAGUCUAUGGUGUCACAUGACUAUUAGCAACACAGCUUAGUACAAAUUUCAGCUCUGGCAGCAGGUCAGUACCGCUGUAAUGGCCUGCUUCAACUAGAACACAAGAUGUAUGUUAUGAUCAGCAAGGUGUGGAUAGACCUUUGUCAAGAACUGAAUACAUCUGUAACCAUUGUCUCUUUGUAGUGACUGUAAAGACUGUAUGAGGCAGGGGAAGCAAAAUAUAUCUGACCAGUGUCCAUUUGUUUUCUAUCUCUAGGAAGUAGUCACAGAUGUCACAGCAUCCUAUGCCAACAAGAAACUCUUCCUGAGUGGAAACGCUACAAAGUAAGACCGCUCUUGUUGAUUUUUGAUUUCUUUUUAAAGUUCUAUCAAUGACCUACUUGCAUCUUUAAGCGCUGAGUGUGUGUUAUAUUACUUUUUAAGAAGUUCUUUAUAAAUGUUCGCAUACCGAACAAGACAGAAGCAUUUAAGACUAGAAAAGCACUCAGAGAGUGCAGACCUCCACCAAGCAGCUCAUGUCCCCCCUUAUAUUGUGAUUCACAGCAAAACUUUUACUGUUACAUGUCUUUUAUGAACUUGUUCAUAAUGUUCCUAAAACAAGAAAUGCCCUGACCCGGAUUCAAACCCAGGACCUUGUUGCUGUGAGGCGACAGUGCUAACCACUACACCACUGUGCUGCCCAUCUACACCACUGUGCCGCCCAUUGGUUAUCUUUCAGCAUUGAAAAUUCCAACGACACCCUUAUUUUUGUGUGUUCUGGAUCACAGUAUCCAGAAUUUUGUCUGGAUCAGGAUCAACCUUUGACACCUCAUAAAACUCAUUGAGAUCCUUUUGUGUCAUUUUUUACUAAAGACUCUGGCCAUUUUUAUAGAGUUACAUGCAAAAAUUCCAAAAUUUGCCCUAUCUCACAAUGAUAAAGAAUCCUUCAAAAAAUUCCUGGAUCCAGAAGGCGAUCUGGAUCACCACCAAAAUGUAAUGGGAUCCUCCUGGGGCUGAGACACACCACUGGUGAAAAUUUCAGGUCAAUCCAUCUGUAACUUUCUCCGUAAAGUUGGUGACAGACAAACAAACCAAUGCUACUGAAAACAUAACCUCCUUGGCGGAGGUAAUGAACAUUAUAAAGUCACUUGUCUCAUUCACCCCUCCACCCUGUGUAAACAGUAUCUUUCUUGGUUGUUGGAUUUCAUGUUUUGUAAAGUUAAAGAGAUUACCUCAAAUUAUCACCUCAAUUUUAACUUUUCUUUCAGCUGAUGGCGAUCUUUUGAAGAUUAGAUCAAAUGUGAAUGUCAUUUUUUCCCCUUUUAUUUCAGUCUCUGCUAGCAUUACAGUCCAACGCUGAGCUCAUUUUCUUUCUUUCCAGGGUUGUUAUACUCCAGGCAGAGCUGCCCAUAGAGAAUCAACAGGUGAAGUAUUUGGUAUCAGUCACAACCUUACAACCUUACACCUGCAGUUGUAAGGUUGAGGAAAGUAUUAUGCUGAAGACAUGCUAAGACAAACAACUUUUGCAUCAAGACUCCUAUAAAAACCUGUAAUUUUGAACGCAGCUAAACUUAAAGUACAAAUCAACUUAUAUUAUCAAUGUCAAGUUAAACCACUCCUCUGUCUACCACAUCUUCUCACAAAACGCCAACACGACAAUGAGCUGAUUGCUGAGCUGAUAUCAACAAAAUCUUGACCUUUUUUCUUAGAUUAUGAUUGUCUGUAUUUAUGAAUCUGAAACUGAUAUAUGUUCAUUUUUAGUUGGACUUGUUUUAUCGUCCCGUUCUCUUUUUUCCAGCUGUUAGAUGAGACUCAACUGGAAUUGAUGAGAGAGGCAGUGGUGAGGAUCGGCAUUCCUAAAGUUCUGAGAGGUACGACAUGAAAAACAUCAUCAUGUACAGUAAAUCGUAUGUCUCAGUGUAAAUUUCUGUUUAUAAAAUAAAAACCUUGAGUACCACCCAUAGACUGUAUAUAGAAUGGACAGAGUCUGCCUCCUCACUGGGUGAAGCCACUCCGAGAACAGCACCCUCUGUUGAUGGGCUGCAGUAUAGGUCAUAAGUUGUCCAAAGUAUGUACAGUCUAUGGUACCACCAUAAAGAUACACUAGUUGAAGAAGCACAAGUAUACUGUAUUUGGAGGAUGUUCUGCAGUUUCAGCAGGAGGCUCUUAUAAUUUUUAUGCUAACUAUUUUGUUGUUUUUAAAAUGAGCUAACUCUUGCAUUACAUUCAAAGAGGAAGUUCAUGUAGUUUAAUUCACUGUGAAUGGCAUCUUGUUUGAAAAUAUGUUUAGUUUAAGUUUUGGUUAAAACUCAUUUUAAUGAUACCCGCAAUAAUAAGUAUUGCUAGCUUGCCUUAAAAUUGCCUGAAACUUAAAGCUCCUGUGAAGAACUUUUCGGUCUGUUUCAUAACAAGUCAAAGCUCCCCACAGGAGCUUUAAGAGUGUCAACUCAUGCUAACGUAAAAUUACAACUUAAAAAGGAAAGUUAGAAUUUACUUUGUGUAAGUGUGAAAUGACGUCUUUUCUGUAAUGCUUUCAUUUUAGUCCUUGAGAUUGAGCUGACAGUGUUGCUGGACAAACAGGGGGCAAACUUAUUUGACAUCUAUAACCCAGAGGUUCUUCCUGGCGAUGUAAGUGAGGCUUUAAUUGUUCAUUGGCUGUAGCCUGACCCAUGUAUUUGCACAGCUUUGGCUCAUGUGUCUUCCUUCUCUCUCUCUCUCUCUCUCUCUUACUGUGCUGAAGGGUUUUGUGGUGGUUCAGAUGGAUUUCGGUUUCCCUCAUCACCUCCUUGUUGAGUUCCUGAAGAGGACUUUACAAUAGAAGAGAAACUCUGAUGCUUUUGACGUUUGACUUGAUAAUGUUGAAAUGCUCAUCCAUCCAUUUGUAUUGUGAUGAUAAAUUUAUGUUUGUUUGAUGUAACUAGUCCUCUUUUUUUGUUUAGCUUGGACAACUUGCUUUGCUGUCCAUGAAAAAAAUAUGAUGUACAGAGCUUAUUCAUGCUUUUGUUUUCACUGGAGGUUGACAGAGUUGAUUGCUCCCUAAAACUACAUUAUGGGCUCUAUUUUCAUGCUUCGCCGGAGACGUGGCACCGGCGCGGCGUAAGUCAGGUCCACCGCGUCGACAAGGCGACAAGUCAUUGUGUGUGCUUAUGGAGAAGUGUUGGUAGUUUCCAGAGCAGGCAUCAAAUAAAGACUUGAUUUUGUGAUAUCCCAGAGUCAUUAUAA
Messenger RNA from Xyrichtys novacula (pearly razorfish), 14724 nucleotides. The record is from the annotation of a GenBank genome assembly. NCBI's taxonomy places the organism in Eukaryota, Metazoa, Chordata, Actinopteri, Labriformes, Labridae.